This is a messenger RNA of Polistes dominula (European paper wasp), 9134 nucleotides long. It is a transcript of the gene enok, whose product is annotated as histone acetyltransferase enoki mushroom. The record is from RefSeq and is a predicted model, not a curated record. Gene Ontology annotation, molecular function: histone H3 acetyltransferase activity; chromatin binding; DNA binding. Gene Ontology annotation, biological process: nucleosome assembly; regulation of transcription by RNA polymerase II. Gene Ontology annotation, cellular component: chromatin; nucleus; MOZ/MORF histone acetyltransferase complex. Lineage: Eukaryota; Metazoa; Arthropoda; Insecta; Hymenoptera; Vespidae.
UAUCUUUAUCUUGUCUUUCGCUCCAUUUUGGUCGACUUCAAUGUGCGACUUAAGCGCAGCUGUUAUAAUCGUUUUGGUUUACAUGAUUGAAAUAUUUGAAUCCUUUGGAGAGUACAUAAUGCGGGAAUAUAAUUUUAACCUAUAUACGUCGUCUAUAGUAUUACAUUAAAAAAUAAAUAAUUCCGAUAGGCUUACAAUGCUUAGGAUAAAAACAAGCUAUUUGACAUCGUAAAACGAAACAUUGUUAAAUGGACCAAUUAGAAAAGACGAUUUAUGUUUUUAAUAACCUUACAUAGAUUCAUAAGUUUUUCAACAAUCAUAUACAAAGCAUAAUAAUUGGCUCGUUUCUAGAUGAAAUAUAAUCGACUAUCACCAAUCAGUACAUUCGAUAUUGCCAACUUGCUGCUAAUACCAACAUCCCUCUUUUUAUUAAAAAUAAAAUGUCGGUGGAGUGAAGGAUUACGGAGAGUAUUGUGUAUGAGGCUUAAAAUUUAUUGUUAGUUAAAUACUAGCGAGUACACGUAUAAAACGAAGAACGAAUUGACGUUUUGAUCGUUGAAUCGCUAACAACGAAUUUGUUCGACUCUCUACUUUUUGUCCCUAUUCUUACGGCGAAUGAUAAUCUUUGUUUUAAAAUCACCAUUGGAGCACAUAACUAAAUAUUUCAAUUAAAGUUAAAAGUUCAGCGAUAUGAAAAAAGAAUGAUGCUAUAAGAGACAGGUGUAAGGCAAGUAAAAACAUUUGAUAAAAUUCCCUAGAUAUCUUCGAUUGUAAAAAAUUGGUAAGCCUGUUGUGGGCGCGUUUUAGUUUUUUUUAGAACACACUUUAUUUUUGUGUACGAUAUCGUUUAGGAGUAUUCGUACCCCCUCUUUCCUUUCGAUUCGUCUUCAGGUUGAGGAGUGAGAAGGGAAAGAGGAUCUUGAGUAGUAGCACGCAAUGCUGUGGGAUACGCACGUGUAACACCAAGCGGAGCAAACAGGGCUUUUAGACGAUGAAGAGAACGAUGGGCGAAUAAAGAUCGAUUAAGAAGAGGUGAUUGGUCGAAGCAAAGUCGCGUGCCGCGCAAAAAUAUUCCGAAGUGAAUGGACGCAUUUCAUCGUCCGCAAUUGAGUCGGGUUCGUUAUUUGAUUCGCUAUUUGCUUCGUUUACGUCGUUCGUCGUUCUGCCGCGCCGUAGGAGCGCGCAAUGUGUGCGCAGUACGCUCUCACCGCGUGCGCGUAGUGUAUCUAACCCCUGUCGAUGACUGCCAUCUUUGUCAAGUGGGUAACCUUUGUUGAUUUGUGUGAAAUGUGACGCCGUUGUCGCGAGAUAAUUGGUGAUCGGUGAUUAAGCGCGAAUCGCGUGUCGACGCAAUUAAGUGUUUAACGAUUGUGUUUUCCCUGGAGUAUCGUCGUUAUCCUGGAUACAUCAUAAAUGGAACUAUUCUGACCAGGAAAUUUCUUAAAGAAAACAAGAAAAAAAGAAAAAGGAAAAGUGUAAGAGAAAUAUAAAUUAAGAAAGUGACAAAUGACAAUGGACUUUGCUGUUGGUAGGAUGUGAAGAAUGUCGCGAGUUCGGGACCAAACAUAGCCGAGCCUAGAUAUAUAAUAUAUCAGGCUCGGAGACAGUCCUCUUUUUCUCCGGUAGCCUUGCUUCCGGUGACGAUCCGACAUGGAUGGGAGCCAGUCAGCCGAAACAUGGUCGACCUGGUUUCUGGAUGCAAUACGAAAAAUUCGUAGCCAGAAACAGAGGCCGAGCGUCGAGCGUAUAUGUCACGCAAUAAGACAACAUCACAAUUUUCACGAGGAAGAGAUAGGGGAACAUCUCGAGGUCGCCGUGAGACGUGGUGAUGUUCUUAAAAUUUUCAACAAGGGCCAAUCAUCUUAUAAGGAUCCUGGUGGUUUGCAAUCGAAACCAUUAAAAGUUGGAAAAGGGACUGACCUAAGUAAGGUCUUAGGAAAGGCUGUGAGAGAGCUUGGUGAAAGAGAUGGCUCAAGUCUGAAAAACAUCGAAAAGUAUAUCAGACAGAGUCAUACAGUGGAAGAAGAAGCUGAAGGAGAUCUCAGGACAGCUCUGAGACUCUCCGCGAAAAGGGCGGUCGAAAGAGGAUUCGUUCUUCAAGACGGUAGGCUGUUUAGGCAACCCGACAGGCCCCCGUAUCACAAGAAAUCUGGUGGUGGUGCUGCUGAAGGAGCUGCCCAUCACAGCCAGUCUCAGGAACCUCCUGCGCCCAAGUUACCAGCUCCUCUUCCAAUAUGCAGAGAAUGUCUUGGUGCAACAGUAGCCAGCAAUAACAACAAUACUAAGCGUAACAGCACUUCCAGUGGUAGUACGUCGGAAAAAUUAAGCAGGUGUAGCGUCUGCGGUGCCGCGUUACAUAAUUCUUGUGCACCACCCGAACUUUCGAUACUCGUUGAUAGGGGUAUAACAUGGUCGUGCGAUGGUUGUUCAUCAAUUUGUGCGGGCUGUCAGUUAGAACGAGAGUCUCAGAAUUAUUUGGUAAAGUGUGCCGGCUGCGUGAAAUGUUAUCAUCCUACUUGUUUGGAUCCCGCUUUGGAUAAGAAGAGUAAGGCGCCUUGGAGAUGUCGACAUUGUCAAACAGCGCAUACUCCAGUUUCCAAGGAAGAUGGAAAGAGGCGCAAAUCGCAGGAUACUACUGUACUUGAAGAAACGCCGACGAGUGCGAGAAAGAGACUCUGCAAAUUGCGUGAAAAUAGAAAGUCUACUGUAUCCAGAAAAAGCCUGGUAGCGUCAACCCCGAACAAGAAAGGAAACUCAGGAGUGGCUCAGGUGGACUGCAGCUCGGACGGUAAUGCGGGUGUUGUCUCCCCUCGUCAACUACCUUUGAUUCCUUCUCCUUUACCACAACCCCCCACCCCACUCGCAGGCCAGGGUAGGCUGCUCGAAGAAAAGAACGACCGAAUUUCUAAGGAAAAACAAAAAUUCUUUAGGCUGAGCGUGUUCAACGCGGAUCACAACAAAUUAAAGCGGGUGGGGGGCGGUGAUAAAUGUAAACCCUCACAGAACGUUAGUCCUAGGUCGACACGGGGUAACGCAAAUUUGAAGAAAGUCGUGCCCAGUAAAAGUGUACCACUAUCUAGUAGUAGCAGCAGCAGUAGCAGUGAGGCCAGUGAGAGCGACAGUUCUGACGGGAGUGAUAGUACAGAUGAUGAUGAUGAUGAGGAGGAGGAGGAGGAGGAGGAGGAGGAGGAGGGUAAUAGUUCAAGCGAAUCCAGCGGCUCAUCUUCUUCGGAAGAGAGUCGAGAGGAGGAGCAGAACGAAACGCCGAAACCAAAGGGCCCCUUUUCUUGUGAUCUUAACGAGGAUAAACCUUGGGGCUUCGCCGCGGCUGCUGCCAAGUUGAACACGGAAUCUCCUUUCUUUAGCAAUAUCAACAAUACUUUCGGUGCGCCUUUACCUAAACUCAAUGUAAGCAAUACACCGACCUUUGGUAUUCAUAUACAGCCAGCCGCUAUUCAGGACAGCACAAAGAAGCAGAAAAGUACGACGAAUAGUUUCGCUAGCAUGGAUAGUAAGAUAAAGCCUGGAACCGGUCAGCUAAAAAGCCUCUUCGAUGGAUUAAGUCAUUUCUUUUCAGCUCCCACUAAUAGUAGAGCGAGAACAGGUGCUCAUGCACCAAAUUACGCACCCGGCAGAAGGAAAAGGUCCAACACUGACGAUGGGAAUAAAACGAACAAAGUUUUUAAAACUACUACGACGGGACAAAGAGGCAAGAGGGAAGUAUCGCCCGGUGCCAGGAACAAGUCGAAAGAGCGGAGAAAAAUCGAAGGUAGCAAUGAAAAUUUAGUAUCUAGAACCCCGAGACCAGGUAUUUUUGUACCUUCGAAUGAAAGCUUGUUCGGUUCUAUGAACAAUAAUGAGAAACCAACAAAAAUGACUCCGUCAAAUUUAGUUAAGACCGCGGUCAAUAGUAAAAGACAUGAGCACGAAAGAAGAAAAUUAAUGAAAGAUGAUACGUCUUUAGUAAAGUGUGCUGACGUUGAUGUAUCCUCACCAUCCUCAUCGCUGUCUUCAUCAAUGAAGCACGAACAACAACAGCAAAACUCGCGAAAAAAAGAAAAGGUCUCAGAGGCGGCAGCUCAGUCACGCCACCCUGCGCCCGCUACUCCGAAAUCCGGCCUGUACUCCGACUCCUCCGUCAAAUCUAAUCCUAACCUUAAGCCUAAUCCAAGAGCCUGUACUAGCGCCAUCACCACCAACACCACCACGACACCCCGCGCGACACCCUGCUCCACCAAGAAGGAUGAACCAAUCGUAUCCCAAACUUUACCACCUGGAGUGACACAAAAAGAUGUAGAAUUAUUCAAAGAUGCUCGCGAUAGAGCAACACAGUUGACAGUCACCACCGGGGAGGAUGAAGAACCUCUGUCUAUUCAUAUCACAUCUAGCACAAGUAGCAACAAUACACGAAAUCCAGCAGCUAUCGUUUUUGGACGUUAUGAAGUAGAAACGUGGUACUCCAGUCCAUUUCCCCAAGAAUACGCGAGAUUGCCAAUAUUAUUCUUCUGUGAAUUUUGUUUGAAAUAUACAAAAAGCCGUGCUGUGUUAGAUAGGCAUAUGGAUAAGUGUCAAUGGAGGCAUCCACCUGCUACAGAAAUUUAUAGGUGCAACGGAUUGUCUGUUUUUGAGAUCGAUGGCAAUGUGAACAAGAUUUAUUGUCAAAACUUGUGUUUGUUGGCAAAAUUAUUCUUAGAUCACAAAACUCUUUAUUAUGACGUGGAACCAUUUUUAUUUUAUGCUGUGACGAAGAAUGACAAACAAGGCUGUCAUUUAAUAGGAUAUUUCAGUAAAGAGAAACAUUGUCCUGCCCAAAGGUAUAAUGUAUCUUGUAUUAUGACCCUGCCGCAAUAUCAAAGGCAGGGUUUUGGCAGAUUUCUCAUAGAAUUCAGUUACCUUUUGUCCAAAGUCGAAGGUAUUCCUGGUACCCCGGAAAAACCUUUAUCUGAUCUUGGGCGUGUAUCAUACCAUUCCUUUUGGAAAAGUGUUGUGCUUGAGUAUUUAGAUGCACACAGAAAUGUAACUGACAUAAGAAUAUCUGAUAUAACAAAAGAAACUGGUGUAUCUGCUCACGAUAUUAGUAUAGCGAUGCAAUUAUUAGGAUUUAUUAGAACCGUUCAUUUGCCUGGUGAAGGAAAUUCUAAAAUUGCCAUUGUAAUAGACUGGGAUAAAGUUGAUGAACAUAUGGCAAAAGUAAAAAAGAGUUCUCGAAUUAAACUCGAUCCAGAUUGUUUGCGAUGGAUACCAUUAUUAACGCAAAUACCUAAUCCUUAUCAAAAUCCCGAAGAAAGCGGUGAUGCUAGUUCAGAAAUUUCUCCAACGAUAGAACCUAAACCUGUAGCAACGGUCGUUGAAAAAAUGCAAAGGGUAAAGAUAAAGAAAAAGCCACGAGGUAGAAGAAUAGGACAGCGAAAAUCAUCUACUUUAAAACCAAAGACAUCAAUAAAAUCUACGCAACAGAAGGUAAUUGCAAAGGAUGAAAAAGGAGAAGAAUCUAAAGUGCCUAAAGAAUCAAAGGUGGCAAAUGAUGUUAUGGAAGUAAGCGAAACGAAAGAGCAAGAUCAAGAUAAUCGAAGUAAUAAUACAGGCAUGGAAAUUGAAAAGCAUUCAGCUGAAGUGGAACGUAAGGUUAUCGUAUCAACGCCAAGAAAUGCACGUGGGAGUAACGUUACAAAAAACACUAAUACAUCACCUCUAUCGAAAAUUACACCUGCUUCGACAAUAUCAAGGAGAAGAAUUCGGGUAGCGAAGACCGCCGCAGUGGAAACACCAACAACAACUACACCUCUAAGAAAACGUAAACAUUCCGAAAAAGUUGAAACUGAAGAAAAGGAAGAAAAAUCUGAAGUGAUUUCUAGAAAAAGAACACGAGAAUCGUUAAGAGAAAAAGGACGAGAACAAGAACGUGAGCGAGAUAAAGAAAAAGAUAAAGAUAAAGAUAAAUUGAAAGAGAAAGAAAAAUCUAAAGAUAAAGAUCUUCAAAAAGAAAAACUUAUGGAAACAAGUAAAACACCACCGAAGAUAACAGCACCAGCACCCUCAGUUAAUCAAAAACCAGCAAAGAAACAGUGCAAGGUCGAUGACAUUUUACUAAAAGUAACUAGUAGACAGUCUAAAUGCUUACAAGCUAAGCAAACAAAAGAGAAAAAGAUAUCUGAAGAGAUUCAAUGUAAUGGGAAACAAGAUACGAAAGAGGUUGCUAAGACGUCUUCCAUAUCGAGGCGAGGAAGAGCAAAAGCAGCGGUAGUAGAAACACUUAAAAUGCCACAAUUAAAACCAGAACCACCUGCAAAAGAUAGAGCUGAAAGUCCAGUCAUAGCACCUCCAUCUCUGUCUCCUCCUCCCGAAGAGAUAAAAAAUACGUCUUCUACAGAUAAACAAUUACCUAUUCCAGAUCUGUUACCAGGAAAAAUAAACGACGUGGAAGAUAGUAAACCUGAAAUAACAGAAGAUAAUGCGACGGUUCCAAUUACAACGGGAUCGGAAGUGACAUCAGCAAGUCCGGGAGAGUACGAAGGUGGGGACGAAGACGAUGGCGAAGAAGAAGAUGAUGAAGAAGAAAAUGAUGAAGAUGAAGAAGAAGAAGAAGUACCUGCACCAAAAACACAAUCUGUAGCACAAUUUUCAAGCGAGUUGGAGAAUGCGUCAAAGGAACGAAAUGAAGAUUUGGACCAAGUUCGCGUAAGUGAUGAUAAUCAGGAUAAGGAAAAAUCUUACUCAUUAAAUGUAGAGCCUCAAAUACCAAUUGUUGGAGAUCAAGAAGAUAUUUUGAAAGUACAGGAAAAAGACUCUGACAUAGAUAAGUCUAUCGAUUGUGUGGAGUCAUCUAAAUUGGUACCUGAAGUCUCUUUAUUAAAAGAAGUCGAAGUUAAGAAAACAGAAAUUUCCACACAAGAAAAAGAUACAUCUAAAGAAGAAACAAUGAUUUACGAACCAUCUAUUAAUUUGAAAGAAGGUAAUUUGAAAGAAGAUGAUACAACUCAUUUAAAGACAGAAAUAUCUCCUUCUACGCCUACAGAAAAGAAAGAACCUUUUUCAACUCCAAAUGUAGCUUCUCCAGAGGUGCAAUCACAUACUCCACAAGAGAAGCUUGUUACGAUUGUGGAACAACAAGAUACAUUACAAUUACAAAAUCAAUCUGAAGAGUUGAAACAGCAUUCACCCGAGAGUGGUAAAACAACACCACAUCUCGAAAAUCCUGGUUCGGUAAAAAGAACACCACCUUCACAACCGGAUUUACCUUCCAUGGGUGUAUACACACCUGAUUCCACAACAAACUCCGUACAUUCGUUACAUUAUGGCCAAUGUGAUUUAGAUGUUAGUCAGCUUGGCUUAGAAUCUCCUACUUCAAUAGCCAGUGAUUUAGCAUCGCAAAACAGCGUAGAAAGACCACCAAGUGCAUUACCAUCAAUGCCAGCUGGACCAGUCACAGUUCCAAUAUCGGUUUCAAUGCAAAUAACAGCACCACCUACUUCAGUAUCGGUGAACAUGCCACAGCAAGUCCAGUAUGCUGAUUGUUCAAUGCCACAACAUACACCACCAGCCCAUGUCAGUAUACAUUCGAUGCAUCAACCUCAUACGCCACAAUCUCUUCAACAACCACGAACUCCACAAUCUCAUACACCCCAAAGUAUACCAACACAAAGUCCACAACCAUUACCACAAAGUCACACACCUCAGCCACUUCCUCAAUCUCACACGCCACAACCUCUUCCGCAAUCUCAUACGCCUCAAAACAUACCAACUCAGAGUCCCCAACCAAUGCCGCAAAGUCAUACGCCUCAACCCUUACCACAGUCACAUACUCCACAACCAAUGCAGUUAUCAAUGGCACAACAGACACAAAAUCAAAGUAUGACACAUACGCAAUCCCAGACGACGCAACCACAGCAACCAUCGACUCAUCAGCAACAACAGCAACAACAACAACAACAGCAACAGCAGCAGCAGCAGCAGCAACAACCACAACAGCAAGCCCAACAACCGCAUAGCAAUAAGAGAGCCAGUGGUUCUCAAACAACUCAUAGAUCAAGGUCUACUCAACAAAGUAGAUCUCAUCGAACGACACCACCAACACCGCAUACACAAACAUCGCAACAUACGACAUCAUCGCAUACAAGUCACACCACUGUAGCUCAUUCAACUCACAUACCACAAUAUCAACAGUCGUCCUCUAUGAGCGUACCACCUGUGCCUCAUCCACAUUCACACACGCAUGCUGCUCACUCUCAUAAUAUGGCUGUUAUUUCACAAGGAAACUACAUGGCAGUGGCGUCACAAGGUUUCCCUACCCAAAACACUUAUGUGAUACAACAUCGAAGCAGUAGAUCUGGCGCACCAACACCAUGUACCACUGCAACUAAUUUCUACAUACAAACGAGUCCGAUGCCACCGCAUCAUACACCGACACCGUCUCUUUCGGGUUCGGGUAAUCAUCAGACAACGAAUUCUUGUAGUUUGGCGAAAUUACAACAAUUAACCAAUGGGUUGGAGAUGAUACCACCCACGCCAUCACCAGCUAUGAAUUUGACACCUCCUCCGCCUAUACCACAUACCAUGACGCCACCACAGACUUCGAGGCAAUUACCAACACCUCCACAGGUACCCUUAGGAUAUCCAAAAAAUUACUACAACGUAAACACAGUGCCACCAGGUACACCAGGGCCACCUAGCAGAUCGACAUCGAGGUCAUCGUCUAAUUCAAAUAUGCCAUCUCUCACUCAACCUUAUCCCAGCGAUAGUCUUUAUCGACAGACUCUCGACCCUGGUAGCACUUGUUCACAAAUGCAGAGUGCCGCAAGCAGGGUCAGCCCGAAUGUGGCAUUGAAUACGAAUCUCAUGGCUGCUGCACCAUACGGAUAUCGAGUCGCUCAACCUACUACUGGAUACAUGAAUCAAGCAGCACAAUUGGGUGGUUUUAUGAACCAAGCGAGUCAAUUACCCGUUGGUGUUGUAAACGUACCUGCACCCUAUCCUCAGGAUCCUCAUCAGCAGAAUCCAGCGGCGGUGUACACAACGUAUCAUGGCUAUAUUAACGGAAGCCUGGCGAUGCAGCCAUUGAAUGGAACCAUGAGGCCACGCUAGUCGGCUCACUGAUUUUCCAUUUCUUUUUCAAUGACGAAUUAUUCCAAUUUGUC